AUGGAGAGCGCCGCGAGAGAAGCCAUGGUCGACACUUUCAUGGAGAUCACGUCGUGCGAGUCCCAGUCGACCGCCGAGCGCUACCUCGCUUCCUGCGGCCGUAGCCUCGAGGCCGCCAUCAACCGCUUCUUCACCGUCGGCGCCGCCGAUGCAGCCCCCGAUCAUCCAGUGGUGGAUUCGAUCCCGGUCCGCUCCGAGACGACGCACGACGACAAGGUGCGCGAUCCCAUCCCCGCCCGCUCCGACAGGCUGUACCAGCACGACGACUUCUACGGUCCUGGUUCCAGUACCGCCCGCGCCGCCCCAUCCAUAUGGAGCGUCAACACGGAGGCGUUGUCUCGACUCCCCGUUUAUCCGGUGCCCGUGGUCGUGGAGGACGCGUCUAUGCCGGAAAGGAACGCGACCGGGUGGGAAUCCGAUGGUGACAUCUGUGCAGAUGAGAAAGAAGAAACCAACAACAUCGCCGAGGAAGACGAACCAGCGAAGGAAGCCGAAGAAGAUUACCUCAGAAACGACGAUAAAGAGGAUGCGAUGGAAGAAUGCGACGACACCGAAAGCAUGGAGAUGGAGGAUGAAGAUGACGGGUACGAGUACGAGUACGACGACACGGAGGCGGAUUACGAGUACAGCGACGAUGACCAAGACGACGGCGACUACUUAGACGCGGCGGAGACUGACCACAUGGAGGCGCUGGAUGGGCAGCCGCAGCGUAGAGCUCGGGCCGACAAGACCCUGGACGAUCUGUUCCGGCCUCCGUACGAGAUAAUGUUCCAGGGGAGCUUCCACGACGCCAAGGUGCACGCGGCGAGGAAGGACCAGUGGCUGCUGAUCAACAUUCAGCUGAGGGAUGUGUUCGCCUCGCACCUGCACAACCGGGACCUGUGGUCCAACGAGGUGGUCGCCCAGGUUAUCAAGGACAGCUUCGUCUUCUCGUUGCUGCAGAAGACCGGGACGCCCGGCGACGAGGCCGGCAAAGUGUGCUGCUUCUACAAGCUCCAAGAUGAUCAGCUCCCGGCCGUGCUUGUCCUGGACCCAAUCACCGGGAUGCUGCUGGCCAAGUGGUGCGGCAUCGUCCAGCAACCCAACGACUUCCUCACCAGCAUCGGUAAGUACACCGAGUCCAAGCCUAGCACCAUGCCGAAGCCCAGGAUCGUCCGACCCAUAACAACAGCAGCAGCGCAUCAGGAACCGGUUGCUAAAUCUGUACCUGCACCGGCACCCAAGGUUGACAAGAUCGAGGCACCGGCGCCGUUUCCCAAUGUCGUCGGCAAGAUCGAGGAGGCUCCGGUGGCAUCAUUGCCCAAGGCUGACAAGAUCGAGGCUCCGAUUGAUGAUGGGCAGCCUAGGGAUGGAGAGACAGUCUGCAAGCUCAGGGUACGCUUUCAUACAGGCAACAUCGUCACCAAGGAAUUUGGGAGUACACGGGCGGUCGCCGUGCUCUUCUCGUACUGCAGAUCAGUUGUCCGUGACCAGGCAGGGACGGAGCAAACCUUCCGAAUCAUGAGGAUGGCUGGCCGGACAUUUGAGGAACUGCACGACGACGGUGCCUCGCUCGAAGAUCUGAAGCUGAACCGAGAUACCGUUAUGGUUGUGCUAGAUAGUUAA
Messenger RNA from Lolium perenne, 1605 nucleotides. The record is from RefSeq and is a predicted model, not a curated record. NCBI's taxonomy places the organism in Eukaryota, Viridiplantae, Streptophyta, Magnoliopsida, Poales, Poaceae.